Malania oleifera is the source of this 681-nucleotide messenger RNA. RefSeq lists its product as uncharacterized. The coding region runs from base 1 to 681 and encodes 226 amino acids. Gene Ontology annotation, cellular component: PML body; cytoplasm. The record is from RefSeq and is a predicted model, not a curated record. Gene Ontology annotation, biological process: double-strand break repair. Lineage: Eukaryota; Viridiplantae; Streptophyta; Magnoliopsida; Santalales; Ximeniaceae. Gene Ontology annotation, molecular function: 5'-tyrosyl-DNA phosphodiesterase activity; single-stranded DNA binding. The transcript is spliced from 2 exons.
AUGACUGAGGAGGUGGCUAUCUGGACCUUGACAGCAACAGGCAGCAAUGGCAUGGUUAGGGCACUUGCAGCAAGCAACAGGGCAUUUGGUGUUUGGCUAAGCAAGCUUCCAGUUAAAUCAUUCAGCUAUAAGCCUUUCGGCAAUUCUAUAAUGGGGCGAGAACUAUGCAUUGCUGAGUUUGAAGUGAACAAGCCAUUGGUUGUUGCCACUAGCCAUCUUGAGAGUCCCUGCUUUGGUCCUCCAAAAUGGGAUCAGAUGUAUAGCAAGGAACGUGUAGAUCAGGCAAACCUUUCCCUCAACCUUCUUAAGAAAAACCCAAAUGUUAUUUUUUGUGGUGACAUGAACUGGGAUGACAAGUUAGAUGAGCAUUUUCCUUUGCCUCAUGGAUGGGUUGAUGCCUGGACAGAGCUAAGGCCUAGAGAAAAUGGAUGGACACAUGAUACAAAGUCGAACCAGAUGUUGUCUGGUAACCGGACACUGCAAAAGCGACUAGAUCGUUUUAAUUGUAGUCUACGAGAUUUCACGUGUAGUGAUAUUGAUAUGAUAGGAAUGGAGGAAAUUCCAGGUCUAUCAUACUGCAAAGAGAAAAAAAUGAAAACAGAGAUGCGGAACUUGGUCCUCCCUGUUUUGCCUAGUGAUCAUUAUGGCCUACUCUUAACACUUUCUAGCAAGCAAUGUUGA